This is a messenger RNA of Lacerta agilis (Sand lizard), 7332 nucleotides long. It is a transcript of the gene TNIK, whose product is annotated as TRAF2 and NCK interacting kinase. Lineage: Eukaryota; Metazoa; Chordata; Lepidosauria; Squamata; Lacertidae. Gene Ontology annotation, molecular function: protein kinase activity; ATP binding. The record is from RefSeq and is a predicted model, not a curated record. Gene Ontology annotation, biological process: protein phosphorylation. The coding region runs from base 64 to 4140 and encodes 1358 amino acids. The transcript has 33 exons.
UUUCUUCUUUUUUCUUUUAAUUGGCUCGGUCCAUUUGAAACCGGCUGAGAAAUCCCCCUAAACAUGGCGAGUGAUUCUCCAGCUCGGAGCCUGGACGAGAUAGAUCUAUCAGCGUUAAGGGAUCCUGCAGGCAUCUUUGAACUAGUUGAACUUGUUGGCAAUGGCACCUAUGGGCAAGUCUAUAAGGGUCGCCAUGUCAAAACAGGACAGCUUGCAGCUAUUAAAGUCAUGGAUGUCACCGGGGAUGAAGAGGAAGAGAUUAAGCAAGAAAUUAACAUGCUAAAGAAAUAUUCGCAUCACCGAAAUAUUGCUACUUACUAUGGUGCUUUCAUUAAGAAGAACCCCCCAGGAAUGGAUGAUCAGCUUUGGCUGGUGAUGGAGUUUUGUGGUGCUGGCUCUGUCACUGAUCUGAUCAAGAACACAAAAGGGAACACUUUGAAGGAGGAGUGGAUUGCCUACAUCUGCAGGGAGAUUUUACGGGGUUUAAGCCAUCUCCACCAACAUAAAGUAAUCCAUCGAGAUAUUAAAGGACAAAACGUUUUGCUGACAGAAAACGCAGAAGUUAAACUAGUGGAUUUCGGAGUCAGCGCUCAGCUUGACAGAACAGUUGGCAGAAGAAAUACAUUCAUCGGAACUCCAUACUGGAUGGCCCCCGAGGUUAUAGCCUGUGACGAAAACCCUGAUGCCACUUACGACUUCAAGAGCGAUUUGUGGUCUUUGGGGAUAACAGCCAUCGAGAUGGCAGAAGGAGCUCCUCCCCUUUGUGACAUGCAUCCCAUGAGAGCUUUAUUCCUCAUUCCUCGGAACCCAGCCCCCAGGUUGAAAUCAAAGAAAUGGUCAAAAAAGUUCCAGUCCUUCAUUGAAAGCUGCUUGGUAAAGAAUCAUGGUCAGAGACCAACCACCGAACAGCUGAUGAAGCAUCCAUUCAUUCGAGACCAGCCUAAUGAAAGGCAGGUUCGCAUCCAGCUCAAGGACCAUAUUGACAGGACUAAGAAAAAACGUGGAGAGAAAGAUGAGACUGAAUACGAAUAUAGUGGAAGUGAAGAGGAAGAGGAAGAAAACGACUCUGGAGAACCCAGCUCUAUCCUAAACCUUCCUGGAGAGUCAACAUUAAGACGAGAUUUUCUGAGGCUACAGCUCGCAAACAAGGAGCGCUCAGAAGCCCUUCGUCGGCAGCAGCUGGAGCAGCAGCAACGUGAGAACGAGGAACACAAGCGGCAGUUGUUGGCAGAGCGGCAAAAGAGGAUCGAGGAACAGAAAGAACAGAGGCGGAGGUUGGAAGAGCAGCAAAGGAGGGAGAAGGAAUUAAGGAAACAGCAAGAGAGGGAGCAGCGACGGCAUUAUGAGGAGCAAAUGCGCCGAGAAGAGGAGAGGAGGCGUGCCGAGCAUGAGCAGGAAUACAUCAGGCGACAGUUAGAGGAAGAACAGAGGCAGUUAGAGAUCCUGCAGCAGCAAUUACUGCAGGAGCAAGCUCUACUUCUGGAAUAUAAGCGCAAGCAAUUAGAAGAGCAACGGCAGGCAGAGAGGCUACAGCGGCAGUUGCAACAGGAGCGGGAUUACCUGGUCUCCCUGCAACAACAGCAGCAACAACAGCAGAGGCAGGACCAGAGACCAGCAGAGAAGAAGCCCCUUUACCAUUACAAGGAAGGGCUAAAUGCCAGUGAGAAGCCAGCGUGGGCAAAGGAGGUGGAGGAACGUUCCAGGCUCAACCGGCAGAGUUCUCCAGCAAUGCCUCACAAGGUGGCCAACAGGAUAUCAGAUCCAAACCUGCCUCCUCGAUCAGAGUCCUUUAGCAUUAGUGGGGUGCAGCCUGCUCGGACGCCGCCCAUGCUCAGACCAGUGGAUCCACAGAUUCCACAUCUGGUCAGUGUGAAAUCCCAAGGACCUUCCUUGCCUGCCUCACAGUCACUGCAUGAACAGCCCACAAAGGGAAUGGCUGGGUUUCAGGAGGCUCUGACGGUGACCUCUCACCGCACUGAGAUGCCAAGGCAGAACUCGGACCCCACCUCCGAAAACCCUCCUCUCCCCCCUCGUGUUGAAAAGUUUGACCGAAGUUCUUGGUUACGACAGGAGGAAGACAUUCCACCAAAGGUGCCUCAGCGAACUACUUCCAUCUCACCUGCAUUAGCUCGGAAGAACUCUCCAGGGAAUGGUAAUGCACUAGGACCUCGACUAGGAUCACAGCCGAUAAGGGCAAGUAACCCUGACCUACGAAGAACAGAGCCUAUAAUAGAAAACCCUUUACAGAGGACAAGCAGUGGCAGCUCUUCCAGCUCAAGCACCCCCAGCUCACAGCCCAGUUCCCAAGCAGGCUCCCAACCUGGAUCCCAAGCUGGUUCUAGUGAACGUAACAGAGUCAGAGGAAAUGCCAAGCCCGAAGUUUCGCCCAUCCUUCCUCACGAGCCAGCUAAGAUAAAACAGGAAGACAGCAAGGACAUGACGCGACCAAGCCGACCUGCUCAUGAUCUGACGGCCUUAGCGAAAGAACUGAGGGAGCUGCGUAUUGAAGAAACCAACCGGCCUUUGAAGAAAGUUACAGACUAUUCCUCCUCCAGCGAGGAGUCUGAAAGCAGCGAAGAGGAAGAGGAAGAUGGCGAGAGUGAAACGCAAGAUGGGACCGUGCCUGUCAGUGAUAUUCCAAGGCUUAUCCCAACAGGAAUGCCGGGAAACAAUGAGGCCUACAACCUAGGAAUGGUGUCAAGCCACGUUCUAGAACCGCCCCAUACAGAUACGUUUAGCAGCAUUUCCAGAGAAGGGACUUUAAUGAUAAGGGAGACUUCUGGGGACAAAAAGCGCUCUGGCCACACAGCCAGCAAUGGCUUUGCCGGCCAUGUCAAUCUUCCAGAUUUGGUGCAACAGAGCCACUCACCUGCCAGCACACCAACUGAGGGUCUGGGCCGAGCCUCCACCCAUGGUCAGGAGAUGGACUCAGUGGCAGAAUAUGGAAUGGGAAGUAGCACAAAAGCAUCUUUCACUCCAUUUGUGGAUACCAGAGUAUUUCAGACCUCCCCUACAGAUGAAGAUGAGGACGAUGAUGAGGAAUCAUCUGCCACAGCAUUAUUUACUAGUGAGCUGCUGAGGCAAGAACAGGCCAAACUUAAUGAAGCAAGGAAAAUUUCUGUAGUAAAUGUGAAUCCCACCAACAUUCGUCCUCAUAGCGACACACCAGAGAUCCGAAAGUACAAGAAGCGCUUCAAUUCUGAAAUCCUUUGUGCUGCUCUGUGGGGUGUGAACUUACUGGUGGGAACAGAGAACGGGCUCAUGCUAUUGGACCGCAGCGGACAAGGGAAGGUGUACAACCUGAUCAACAGGAGGCGGUUCCAACAGAUGGAUGUGCUAGAAGGACUCAAUGUCCUUGUAACAAUCUCAGGAAAGAAGAACAAGCUACGAGUGUAUUAUCUUUCAUGGUUGAGAAACAGAAUAUUACACAAUGACCCUGAAGUAGAAAAGAAGCAAGGCUGGAUCACUGUAGGAGAUUUGGAAGGCUGCAUACAUUACAAAGUUGUGAAAUAUGAGAGAAUCAAGUUCUUGGUGAUUGCCUUAAAGAAUGCUGUAGAGAUAUAUGCUUGGGCUCCUAAACCAUAUCACAAGUUUAUGGCAUUUAAGUCUUUUGCAGAUCUCCAGCACAAACCAUUGCUUGUUGACCUCACAGUAGAAGAAGGUCAGAGGUUAAAAGUCAUCUUUGGAUCACACACUGGUUUCCAUGUUAUCGAUGUGGAUUCGGGGAAUUCGUACGAUAUCUAUAUACCAUCUCAUAUUCAGGGCAAUAUCACACCUCACGCCAUUGUCAUCUUGCCCAAAACGGAUGGAAUGGAGAUGCUUGUGUGCUAUGAGGACGAAGGGGUGUACGUUAAUACCUAUGGACGCAUAACGAAAGACGUGGUACUCCAGUGGGGAGAAAUGCCCACUUCAGUAGCCUACAUCCACUCCAAUCAAAUAAUGGGCUGGGGCGAGAAAGCGAUUGAGAUACGAUCGGUGGAGACUGGGCAUUUGGACGGAGUAUUCAUGCACAAGCGUGCUCAGCGGUUAAAAUUUUUAUGUGAAAGAAACGAUAAGGUAUUUUUCGCCUCUGUGAGAUCUGGAGGAAGUAGUCAAGUUUUUUUCAUGACACUCAACAGAAAUUCCAUGAUGAACUGGUAACAAGAGGGCCCUCGGGUGCUGACUUUGACACCAAGAUUUUUUUAAGUUUGAAGAGCAUUGGAACGUGUGGACUAACACUGUAGAGGCAGGUGAAGAAGAUAAUUGUGGAACACGUUGCUUCCUUCUGUGAACACACUCGCACUCACGCAGACACGCUCCAAGAAUACGACACACCUUUCUUGUUGUGGUUUAGGAAUGGAGGUUUACUCAAGGUCACAAGAAUGCAACACUGUAUUUGGGCAGAGAUGGACAAAUGCGCAAGAGUUUUAGCAGAAUAAAUCUCUUGGAAGUCUUCAGUUGAAACUGUGAUAGAGCUGUGGGUCACACUGUUUCAUUUUGUUUUUUAAACAUUUUCCUUGUCCCUCUAUUUGUACAAAUGGGGACAGAUCUAAGUGUCAAGCAGAGUCUCUGUUUUUAAUUUUGUCUGCCUGCUAGCAUCGAAUAUAUAGUAUGUUGUAAGGUUACCAAUUAAAACUGGUGAGAGACAGCACAAUAAAUGUAUCAUUUUAUCUUUGUGUUGGGAGGCUUUAACCAUAGAGAUGGUUAACUUUUGUAAAAUCUUUUGCCUUUUCCAACAUUUCUGUUUUACUUUUGCAAACAGGUCGACAAAUUUCAAACGAGAGAAUGAAUUAGAUCCACUACCACCCCGAACCCUUCCUUUUGGGAAAUCUAUUCUGAAUGGCUAACCAACUAGCCUUAGAUUAUAAUACAGUCAAGGUACAAAUAUAUUUUUCUUGUCAACCUGUCAGUCUAUACUUCAGUAUGGAUCUUCAUAUAAUGGUGCUCAUUGAGAGAAAAAGCGGUGCCAUCCUUGGCAAUCAUUCCCAACUUUGGCCUUAGCAUUUUCUUGCCUUUCUCUAAGCUGUAAUACGGAAAGUAUCACAAUAAAAUUGCAGGUUGAGAAACGAAUUGAAAUAGAGCAAGAUUCUGAAGAUUGGCUGGAAAGUGUACCUAACUGCAUCCAACUUGGAUGCAUUGAGCCUAGGUCCAACCUACUCUGUACAGUUGUAAUUUGCUUUUCGGGGAAGGGGCGGGGAUGAUCCUUGUAGAUACUGGUGUGUGUUUUUUCCCUUCAUUAAAAUCUCCAGGAGCCAACAGCAUUUAAUCCUUUGGAAAACGGAAGCCCCAGUUGUUGAUGGACAUUCGCCCACUUCCUUGUCUGAUGGUGUCCUGUUUUCCGAAUAUGAAAAAACUUCAUGAGAUCUUCAUCCCGUGGUGCAAAGAAUAGGAACAUUGCAAAAGUGAGAGAUAGCAGAUUGGAAGGACAGUUUUGUUGGCCUAGGACCUGACACUUAGAUUCAUCUUUCUGCCUGUCCCUCUUUGCUGCCCACCUAUAUAGUGAACACCAAUAUGUGUGCAGAUGUAUGUAUUUAGUUUGGGUUAACCUGUGUCCUUAUAUGCUUUGUUUGAAUUAAUUCCAGUUUUAAGGAAGUUAUGUGCAACAUUUCUACUAUCUCCAAGCAUGGAUUCCCCAUUAGUCAAUGGAUGUAACAUAAUUGGAUCUGUGUUGCUGUUUUUAACCUACCUCAUUUUAUUUUUGUUUCAGUUAGCUUUUCCUCAUUAGCUCCAGCAGACACCCAGGGAGUUUGACUGGCCAGCUUCAAAGUAUUAAACAAGAACAGUGUCUUAAGUAAUUAGCAGUGUUUGGCCAGUUCAGGCCUCUUUAAAAAGCAGAAAAGGACUCUCCUGCUGCCUUCUUCCAGUUUUUCCUUCAGUGGUUCCACAGUUCCCGUCGUACAGGCCAAUUGAUACCGCCAAUGGCCACAAUAUGCAUUGGCUGCCAGCAGAUUUGUAAUAGGGUUAGACUCAUGCCAAUGCACGGCUGGCAUGAACCAGAGCCGUGUUGCGGAAGCCGCCAUAAUUCGCCCAAUCGCAGUGGCUCAGAAAGAGUCGCUAUAACUGUGCCAAUCCCAGGGGCUGUGUGUACAGCCCCCACAUGGAGACAUGAUCCCAGCAGGUUUGCCACAAUCUUCCUUCUUUCUGUGUUCAACCUGAAGGGAGCCCACAUCGGUGCCCUACCCCAUGCCCUACCUCAUUACUUAAUGAUACACUGGUGUAUCAGGCUAAGUUUGCUUCUCCGUAGGAUUUGAGCCCAGUUGGAGUCCUGCUAUGAUGCAGCUAUCCAAGACUGCCUGCUUGAACAGUGCACCCUUGUCUUGCUUCUUACGCCAAUAUCCCUUUAAGAGCUCCUUGUGUUUGGUGGCUCUCCCCAAAAAGAAAUAGGGCAGGGAGAAUCAUUGGCAUCCAUCUUUGUAGAAAGAUACCGUUUUUGUUUCAAGCCCAGGAGUGAGGCUGCGAAGCUGGUUCCAGCCACUUGCUCUCCACUGCAUUCACAAAAGGGGUAAUAAUUAAGAGUUGUCUCCAAAGCUGUUCUUACACAGAGUAGACCCAUUAAAUUUAAUAGACAUGGCUAACUUCAGUCCAUUAAUUUCAGUGGGUCUGCUCUGUGUAAAACUUAGUUGGAUGCAACCAACUGGAUUUUUAUUUUUGCGUUUGGAAUCUGCAGCCCUCUUACAUUAACCUCUAAACAACAAAUUACUAAUUUGCAGUCUAAGUAAAUAUUUCCAUUAGCUAACUUAAUAAGCCUAAUCUAUGCAUAAUGAAAAUGAGUAACCUCAAACAAUACACUUUGACCCCAUUGUUUUUUUCAAAGCCUUUCCUUCCAACACAGACAAGCGUUCAUCCCAUAGUCUCGCUUGCUGCUCUUGCAACGCAAGUGGCCUAUUUUCAGCACCUUCCAUCCUGAUAAAGCUUUUACCAAAUAAAUUGAUGGCUGAAGAUUAGUUGAUUCUGUUCACAACACUGGGAUUUAUGCAGACCCCACCAGAAGGCUAGUGCAGAGAAUCGCAACACUGGGCACAUAAUUGUUCAUGUUGCCAUCUUACUGACUCCUUUACAUAGGUUAACAAGAACGCAACCGGGUGACAGUUUAAUUAUUUGAGAGUUUAAUUAUUUGAGCUCUGAUCUUUGACCAGUCUUUUUUCUCCAGUUCCCACUCCCAGCACAUAUGAAAGAAAAUAUUCUAGUUCUUUCCACAUUUCUAGUAUCCCAAUGAGUAAUUCGUAUUAACCCUUUGUAUUCCGACAGGUCAUGUACCACCUGCCCAUCAAUUCAUAACAAUUUUCUCUUAUCGUCGUUGUCAAUGAAAAUCUAUGUGUGUUUUUUGCCAAUUAAAUUUUUUAUUGAAUUUCA